CACUCUGCUCCUCCUGCAGCUGGUUUGGAGAGUGAAUUACCACCGCGUUUGCCCCUCACGCUGAAACUCCACAAUCCCAUUUACUUGAAGUUCCUGAGAGAGCUCCUGAUCCUAGACUGUAGCCACGGGCCAUACCGAGUCCAGGCAGAGCUCAGUGAACAAGAGGAGCCUCAGUUCAGAACAGGUAGGAAGGAACAGGGACCAGCUACGAUGGCUUCAGAAAUCCUGGUGAACAUAAAGGAGAUGAUGACCUGCCCCAUCUGCCUGGGGAUCCUAAAAGAACCCAGGAGCCUGGACUGUGGGCACAGCUUCUGCCAAGCCUGCAUCACUGCAAACAACAAGGAGUCCGUGAACGGCCAAGGAGAGAGCAGCUGCCCUGUGUGCAGGAUCAGUUACCAGCCUGAGAACCUGCGGCCUAGUCUGCAUUUGGCUAACAUAGUGGAGGUGCUCAGGGAGGUCAAGUUGAGCCCAGAGGAGGAUCAAAAGAGUGAUCUCUGUGUGCACCAUGGAGAGAAACUCCUGCUCUUCUGCCAGGAGGAUGGGAAGAUCAUUUGCUGGCUUUGCGAGCGGUCCCAAGAGCACCGUGGUCACCAGACCUUCCUCAUUGAGGAGAUUACCCAGGAGUGCAAGGAGAAGCUCCAGAAAGCUCUGGACAGUCUGAGUGCAAAGCAGCAGGAAGCUGAAAAAUUGAGAGCUGACCUUGAAAAGGAAACAACUUCCUGGAAGGAUCUAAUAGAGAAUGAAAUCCAAAGUAUCCAGGAUUAUUUUAAAGAACUGAGAGGUAUUCUGGACAGCGAGGAGCAGAAGGAGCUGCAAAGGCUGGAGAAGGAGGAGAGAGAUGUUCUCAGUUACCUGGCCCAGGGUGGCAGUGAGCUCAUCCAGAAGGGCCAGUUGUUGAGAGAUCUCACCUGGGAUCUGCAGCGUCGUUUGCAGGGGUCAACAGCAGAGAUGCUGCAGGAUGUGAAUGGCAUCCUGGAAAGGAGUAAGACCUUCACUCUGAAGAAGCUAAAAACUCUCCCCAAGAAACAAAGGAGAGUGUUCCAAGUUCCUGAUCUGAGAGGGAUGCUGCAAGUGUUUAAUGAACUGGCAGUUGUGCGCCGCUACUGGGCAAACAUGACCUUGAAUCAUCGAUCAAAUGUUGACAUUUCUGCGCAUAAGAGAAAUGGGAGAGGUGACUUCUAUCGGAGAGCACUUUGUCCACCUGAGAGAGAAGAUUAUGUUGUCCUGGGAUUCCCAUCUAUCACAUCAGGGAAGCAUUACUGGGAGGUAGAUGUGCCAAAGAAUAAGGACUGGAUUUUGGGGGUAUGUAUCAGGAAAUACCCUGACUUCACUGGGAUAGAUUUUGGGGGGAAAAAUAAGCCUGUUUCCUUUCAAUAUCAACCUCAAAAUGGCUACUGGGUUAUAGGGUUACAGAAUUAUUCCGAAUAUCAGGCUUUUGUGAAUUCUUCCUACUCCAACCCCUCACCCUUAACCCUGUUCGUGACUGUUCCUCCUGAUCGUAUUGGAGUUUUUCUAGACUUUGCAGCCUGCACUAUCUCAUUUUUGAAUAUAACAAACCAUGGGUUUCUCAUCUAUAAAUUCUCUUCAUGUCGCUUUUAUCAGGAAAUUUAUCCAUAUUUCAAUUCUAUGGAAUAUCCUGGCUCCCUGAAACUGGUUUCUCCAAGCUCUUAAACCUUUCAUACUCUCACCCACUUCUGUGUAGAACUUCUUUCCUUGAAUGCAUCUAACAAACUGAGUUUUUCUGCAUCACUGUCACCAUCAUAUCUUUGCUGCCUUUUUGCUUCUGAUUUGAACACCCUUCCUUCAUCAGUAGGGUGAUAUCCAAUAUCUUAUUUGCAUUAAUAAAGAAUCCUAAUUCAUCAUUUUUAUAA
This is a messenger RNA of Myotis lucifugus (little brown bat), 1871 nucleotides long. Its product is annotated as tripartite motif-containing protein 5-like. Bases 211 to 1671 code for a protein of 486 amino acids. The record is from RefSeq and is a predicted model, not a curated record. Gene Ontology annotation, molecular function: protein binding; zinc ion binding. Lineage: Eukaryota; Metazoa; Chordata; Mammalia; Chiroptera; Vespertilionidae. The transcript is spliced from 9 exons.